This is a messenger RNA of Cyphomyrmex costatus, 1226 nucleotides long. RefSeq lists its product as uncharacterized. Gene Ontology annotation, molecular function: single-stranded DNA binding; histone H3K36 methyltransferase activity; histone H3K4 methyltransferase activity. Lineage: Eukaryota; Metazoa; Arthropoda; Insecta; Hymenoptera; Formicidae. Gene Ontology annotation, biological process: DNA integration; double-strand break repair via nonhomologous end joining; mitotic DNA integrity checkpoint signaling. Gene Ontology annotation, cellular component: site of double-strand break; nucleus; condensed chromosome. The transcript is spliced from 2 exons. The record is from RefSeq and is a predicted model, not a curated record. Bases 1 to 1044 code for a protein of 347 amino acids.
AUGUCAAAUUUUGUGCUUGAUAACUACGAUUUGCGGACAGUAUUGAUUUUCUGUUACAAAUUGAAGAAAACUGCUGCAGAAUCGCAUCAAAUGCUUAUCGAAGCUUUCGGUGAGCAUGCUCUUGGUAGAUCACGGUGCUAUCAGUUGUUUAAAAAAUUCAAAAGUGGCGAUUUUGACGUCAGAAACGAAGAACGUGGAAAACCACCGAAAAAGUUUGAAGACAGAGAAUUGCAAGCAUUGUUGGAUGAGGAUGACGCUCAAACUCAACAACAACUCGCGGAUCAAUUGAAUGUGACACAAGAAACCGUCUCCAGACGUUUGAAAUCCAUGGGAAAGAUCCAGAAGGUGGGAAAAUGGAUUCCACAUGAACUGAAUGAAAGACAGCAGGAAAACCGAAAAACCACUUGCGAAAUGUCAGACAGGCGACAACUAUUAAAAAAGAUGAAAGAAGAAGAAGCCCUCGCAGCCAUUGUUGACAGUUUUAAUGAUAACAAUGGAGAAUCCAAUGAGACAGAAAAUUUAUUCAUCUUACCUGAAGCAAUAGAUUCGAAAAAAACGGAUACUUCAGAAACGUAUCUUAAUAUAAAUUCAAAUAAAAAUACAUAUGAAAAUAUCCGAAUUUGUGAAGGAGACAUUAAUGAAACUGUUGCUAUCAACGACAAAAGCCUUUCAAGUAUAAAUAAUAUACAAGAGCAUAAACCUGAAGGUGAUCGUAUAAUCAAUAUUUCUUUCUUUUUGAGAGAGUUGCAUCGAGUAUUUGAUGGUCAUCCCCCAGGAUUUGAGUGCAAAUUUAAAGAUUGGAUACUUGUAAAUACACGUUACCGAGGACUACUAACACAAUUCUUUUUUAAAUGUCAAACUUGCAGUUAUGAAGCAUACUUUUGGUCACAUCCCACAGACAAAAAAGUCUUUCUCGUUAAUACUGCAAUUGCAGCUUCCAAUUGUUCAAAAAUUGAAAUUGAUGCCGAACUGAAAAAACAAUUUGCAGCUGUAAAUUUACCAUGUUUGAAUGACAAUAUAGAUAUUAAACAAGAGAUUCAUUAAUCAAUAUACAUCGAUAUCGAGAUGACAAAUAAAAAAAACAUGAAACUGCAAGGAAAUUGAAAAACAAUUUGAUAGGAGAGAAAUGAAGUAAUCAGUGGCAUUCCAUAUUUUGCGUCCGCAUGAGACCGACUGUUAAAUUUGAGCUGUUGUCGGAAUGAAGUUAUGAAGUAUCUUCUGAACGA